GAACUGCUUUCGAUUGGCUCACGCGUUGCCUGGAUACAACGCAACAAAUGCGCAACCUGAGAACGAGUUAAAGGUGGUCAGGAGAUUUACAGCAAAUACAGUUUAUAGAUUGCAUUCCUGGGUAACAUAUAUAUAUAUAUAUAUAUAUCGAAUACAAAUGUCGUCGGUUGUCCAGUAUGGCCGACGGAGAGGCUCCAGUAAGAGAGUGUCUUCAGCCGAGGAAGGCAACAGGAUGAUCCAGCCACCCGACCUCCAACAAGUCACCGUCUUAACCAAAAGUGACUGGAUGAGGAUUCAAGAAGAAUUGAACAUGGUUAAUAAAGACCAGGAGAGCAUGAGAGAGGCAGCAAAACAGAAGGAGGCCUUGCAUUUGAAAUCGCAAGAAGUGGUGAAACUGUGGUCCAAUACCAUCGCUGGUCAGAGGCAAAAACAACUGGAAGCAAAGAAGAUCCGGCAGCAGAUUGAGGAGGAGAAAAGGAAACAGACUGAUAUAGAAGAGGCCAAAUAUCGGGCGCAGCAGCGGGAAGAGGCCAUUGAAAAGGCCAAAAAUCAGCUGUUCCAUCAAACAGACCGCGUUAAAGGGUUACACGGUGCGCUCCUACUGACAGAGGUGCUGAAGGAAAGGGAGGCCCAGGUGGAACUGAAGCAAAGAAUAAAGAAGGCCUCGGACGAUGUGGACAGAGAAAUACUGAAUAAGAUAAAGACGAGGGAGGAAGAAGCCUUGAGACAGGAGCAGGAAAAAGCCCUUCAGAAGAAGCUUGGCAGACAGGCUCUUGUGGAGGGCCUGAAAAACCAGGUCAAGGAAAACGAGCAAGCGAAAGAGCGACUGAAAGAAGAGAACAAGAAGGACGGAGAGCAAACCCAACGCCUUCAAGAGCUCCACCAGCAGGAGCAGAGCGCGGAGGAAGAACGACACGCAAAGCUGAGGAGAGACCUCAUGCGCGCUCACAUGGAACACGUCCACAACAAGGACCUCAUAAAAGCCACAGACCAACAAAGACAGGAGGCCGAUGAGGAGCAAAGGAAACUCUUCCUCUCUGCAAAACAAAAAAUGAUAAAGUUACGGAAAGACAAAGAGAGAGAGUUGUUUGGAGAGGCGCAGUUGCACAAAGAGGAGAUCAUGAACAAGCUGGUGGUCUCGCAGCAGGGCAAAACUGCCCGAGAGGAGCAGAGGACGGCAAAGGCCCGCGCUGAGCAGGAGGCGAAGCAGGAGCAGCAGCAGCGGGAGGAGGAGCAGAAGAAGGCCGAGAUGAUGGAGUCAAUAGCUGCGCACAGGGAACUUGUGAGGAAAGAAAAGGAGCAGAGGGACAAGUCGACAAAGCAGGACACCCGGGACACAUUGGAGGCCAAGAAAGAGGCGGACAGAAUAUUCUCUGAGAAACAACAGCUGAAGGCUCAGAGGAUGAGAGAAGACGAAAGGAAACUUCAAGACUUCCGUGUCGCACAAACGGCAAAAAGGGCCGCCCGGCAUCAGCAGCUGAGGAGAGAGGAUCACGAGUUGGCAGCCAGGAACGCGGAGCUCACAGCCGAGGAGGAGGACCAGUUUCAGCGGUACUCACGGCGCGUCAUCGGGGAGGCGGCGGAGGCUCAGAGGAACGUGUUUCCGCUCUGCAAGGCCGCCGCGGGGGGGCUCGGAGCAGGGGGCCACGCACUAACCAACAGCUACCUCGUCCAGGACCUCAGCGGGGCGCCGAUGCCCAAAUACGUCUCUGCCGCCACCCGGAACGUUAAAAAGUUAAACGAGGCCAAAGAUAUCCAGGACGCAAAGAAGAGACUCGGGUUCACGUGGUCGUAGGUCGGCCCGAGCUAAUAAAUAAAAUCAAUGGUUUGGUCCAAUAAGGGAAUGGUGGGAUCAAUAUAGGAAUAUAGAACAGUGGACGAAAUUAACAUGGCUGUUUGAAAAUGGAUCACACAUCAAUGUUCUGUGAAUAUUGUGCAUCAACUACAGUUCAUUGAACAUUACUCGGGAUGGUAAAAUUCCCUGGAUUUGUUGAUGCUAUUAAUAUUUGGGCUGUCAGUAGCUUGUGUUUAUGAAAUAAUUAAAACAGUCAAUUCAAA
Gasterosteus aculeatus aculeatus (three-spined stickleback) is the source of this 2058-nucleotide messenger RNA. It is a transcript of the gene cfap210, whose product is annotated as cilia and flagella associated protein 210. The record is from RefSeq and is a predicted model, not a curated record. Lineage: Eukaryota; Metazoa; Chordata; Actinopteri; Perciformes; Gasterosteidae. Gene Ontology annotation, cellular component: axonemal microtubule.